AUGCGAGAAAUGCCGCUGCAUAUGAGGGAGGCGCACACACAGGACAUGUUCUGCUUGUGUGCACUGCACUCCAUGCGAGCGAUGCUGCUCACCCCCCUCCUCCUUACCUCCACUCGUCCCUUCUCAGCACCUCCUGCCACGUCUCCCAUUCGCUAUACUCUAGUCCCUCGUUCCCUGGCAGUCCCUCACCCCCCCUCCCCGUUCUCUCUUUCUCACCUCCACUCGUCCCUUCUCAACACCUCCUGCCACUUCUCCCACCAGCUCUCUAGUCCCUCGUUCCCUGGCAGUCCCUCACCCCCCCUCCCCGUUCUCUCUUUCUCACCUCCACUCGUCCCUUCUCAACACCUCCUGCCACUUCUCCCACCAGCUCUAGUCCCUCGUUCCCUGGCAGUCCCUCACCCCCCCUCCCCGUUCUCUCUUUCUCACCUCCACUCGUCCCUUCUCAACACCUCCUGCCACUUCUCCCACCAGCUCUCUAGUCCCUCCUCUCUAGUCCCUCGUUCCCUGGCAGUCCCUCACCCCCCCCCGUUCUCUCUUUCUCACCUCACUCGUCCCUCCUCAACACCUCCUGCCACGUCUCCCACCAUCUCUAGGGCCUGGCAUUCCCCCACACUCUCACUCACUCCAACCCUCACACCCUCACUCACCUCCAUUCAUCCCGCCUCAACACCUCCUGCCACGUCUCCCACCAGCUCGCGCCCACAGCGUUCCGCCCACUCUUCUCCGCGCCUGAAGGGGGAAUUGGGGAAGGGAGGGGGAAGGGAAGGGGAAAGGAAGGGGAAGGGAAGGGGGAGGGAGGGAACGACGAGGGAAAGGGGAUACGAUUUCGAGAAUCUCUCCUAA
Closterium sp. Naga37s-1 is the source of this 843-nucleotide messenger RNA. NCBI's taxonomy places the organism in Eukaryota, Viridiplantae, Streptophyta, Zygnematophyceae, Desmidiales, Closteriaceae. The record is from the annotation of a GenBank genome assembly.